Molecule: messenger RNA, 980 nt
Organism: Ascoidea rubescens DSM 1968
Lineage: Eukaryota; Fungi; Ascomycota; Saccharomycetes; Ascoideales; Ascoideaceae
Exons: 1
Coding region: 26-871 (281 amino acids)
Source: RefSeq, a predicted model, not a curated record
UAAUAAUAAUAAUAAUAAUAAUAAUAUGUAUGACUUAACUAUCAGUUCUGAAGAAGAUGAUCUUAGAAAGCAGUACAGACUUAAUAAUAACAUUAAUAAUGUUGACGGAAUUGAGUCGAGAAUCAUCGAUACCUCAAAUUCAACUAAAUUGAUGUUGAUUAUUCCAAAGGGAACAAAUAAAAACCCAGAUGAAAAGAAAUUAGAAAAUGAAAAAGAAAUUCAAAAUGAAAUUCAAAAUGAAACUCAAAAUAAAAUCAAUGAAGCAGAACAACAAAAGACAAAUCACCCACCAGCUCAAAAACAGGUCCAAUUCAAGAAUGAAUUGAAAUCUGAGUUUAAUCAACAAACUAACGAAGAUCGCGAUCAAGUCAAAAACACAAAUUCUAUCAUUAAUAAUAUUUCUACCACCAACAACAAUGAUAAUAAUAUUAUAAGAAUUCCAAUUGAUUUCAUUGAAGAAAAUUCAAAACCAGUUGAUGUCAGCGUUUCAAACACAAAGGAUUCAAUCAAUCAAAAAGAAAAAAAUAUUGAUUCUGAAGUUGGACCAUCAACUGAAUCUAAGUUAGAUACUGAAAUAAAAGUUGACUCUAGUGUUGAACAAGCUGCUGCUAAACAAACCACUAAGAAAACUGAGAAUGAAGACGAAGUGGAUGUUGAUUCUGAUUACCAAAAUAUAUCCAAAAGCAAAUUAAAUGAUGAUAGUGAGACGAAUCAUAAAGAUAGUAUCGGUUUUAAUGAAGGCUCUAAAUAUAAUGAUAAAACUGAAAAACUACUCCAACAUGAUAAUAAAAGCAACACAUCAGUUGGUUCAAAUAAAUCAAAGAGAUCACCAGUGCUUCGAAAUGUGGAUUUUGAUUUUGAAGAAUUUUAGGAUAUAUUGAUAUUAAGAUAGUUUAUAUAUCGGCAUGAACUUCGAUUUUUGAUUUUCAAUUUUAGUCUCUAAUCAAUUAGUUUUUAUUUAGUUUUUAUUUAGUUUUUAU